GCCGCCGCGGCAGCCGCGGGCGAUGCCGACGGCGGCUCCGGCUCUGCGGCGGCGGCGGCGGCGGCGCUGCUCGGCGGGGUACUCUUCUUCCUGGCCACCUUCGCGCUUCUCUUCCACCGGUGGCAGAAGCGUCGGCAGCUGUCGAUGCAAGCCUCGCAGCUGACCUGCAUUCUUGGCGCAGUCUGGUUCUACGCGCUGCUCUGCCACGGCCUCCCGGCGCUCUUCCAG
Messenger RNA from Prorocentrum cordatum, 228 nucleotides. NCBI's taxonomy places the organism in Eukaryota, Dinophyceae, Prorocentrales, Prorocentraceae. The record is from the annotation of a GenBank genome assembly.